This is a messenger RNA of Lactuca virosa, 618 nucleotides long. Lineage: Eukaryota; Viridiplantae; Streptophyta; Magnoliopsida; Asterales; Asteraceae. The record is from the annotation of a GenBank genome assembly.
AUGGCAGAAGAUGCAGAUACAAUCGUUGAUGUACACUAUAGUGGGGUGUUCACACCUACCCCAUUGAUGUAUUUUAAUGGAGUAAAAGUCUCUGUACCAUACACGGUUGUGAACAAGAUGAACUUCCCUGAUUUCAUCCCCUUUCUGGAAAAGCUUACUAACGAAAGAUGCAGAGAUGUGUAUUACUGUCCACAUGAAGUGAGGUUGUCAGAGGGAUUACAUGAUAUUCAGAAUGACUGCGAUUUUAACGAGUUUCUUGAAGAUAUCAAUGAAAAGAAGAGAUUGGAUGUGUAUGUGGAUCAUUAUCAUGAACCUUUGUUUGAUUGGAUUCAGGAGGAAGAAGCAGACCUUGAAGAUGAAUAUUUGGUUUCUAUUGAUGAUGUUGACUCCAUUUUAGAAGAUGGUCUGAAAGCUGAACAUGUAGAGGACGAUGAAGUUAUAUCUCUCAAAAGAAACUUCAAUGCUCAUUUCCUCAACAAACUUUAUCCAAUACAAAAUGAUGACUUGGUUCAAGAAGAUCAUAAUGCAAUACGACCUAUCUACCCAAGACAUGAUCAUACUCUGUGUAAUAAAAUCAACAACAUAGAAGGUAAGAAGAAGAAAAUUGAUGCGAUUUGA